Molecule: messenger RNA, 1673 nt
Organism: Centruroides sculpturatus (bark scorpion)
Lineage: Eukaryota; Metazoa; Arthropoda; Arachnida; Scorpiones; Buthidae
Exons: 2
Coding region: 396-755 (119 amino acids)
Source: RefSeq, a predicted model, not a curated record
GAAUGCUACAAUUUAUUAAUUAAUUCUUUUAAACAAAACAUCACAGUUUCAGACUUGGCUUUACGUAAACUCUGCUUAUUUGAUAGUACGAAGACAGUUCAUAAAUAAUUUAUUUAAAAAUUAAAUUAAACAGAUAUCCACACGGAUACAAAUUUAUCUUCACAGCUUUUUACUAUUAUCAUUUAUUCUAUACUUUCUAAAUUAAAACUUUUUCUAUUUUGCUAGUCUAGUGGUUUUUGUGGUACUAGGAUGUACCAUUCAAAAACCACUAGACUAGUCAACAAAAGCAUUUUUUGUUCAUAAAGUUAAUAUAUUAUGCAUCCUUUACUGGUUUUAAGUUACUUUCAUGUAGUAUAAAUGCAGCAUGUUUAGCCAUUAUUGAUUCAGGAAUCCCCAUGAAGCAUACUAUAGCUGCUGUAGACGCUGUUUUAUUAGAAGAUGGAAAAAUAGUUGUAAAUCCUACGUCGAAAGAGGAAAAAUUGGCCAAAGCACAGUUCACCUUAGCUUUCGAGACAGUCAAGUUUCGGUUAGUCACGAUGAACACUUGCGGUCGCUUCACUCUGAAAGAAUUCGAAAACUGCGUGGAAGCGUGCCGUUCCGCAGCCGGUAAAGUAGUUGACUUCUAUCGUUCUCUGAUCUCUAGGAGAUUCAGCAAACAGAAAACAUCAGACAUGCAACACGAAGUGGAUCGGGUAUCCGAGACCUUUCACAAAAACUUCAACGUUAACAAAGAGGAAUCCGAGGAUUCGGACUGAACACAGUUAAAUCCCCUUCUGUACAUACUUUCAUAAUAAAUUUUAUGGCUAUUACUUAAAUUAGUCUCGUUUUUGCGACUUGGUCUGGUAAGAAAAUUGAUUCCUUUCUUAAGCAAGAGGUGGCACAAACUGAAAAAGUUUUUCUUGGCGAGGAUAUUCAGUUGUCGAAACUCGUAUAUCACUAGAUUAGUUCCGGUGUCAGUUCGGAUGAUAUGUCCCGGCUGCAUUCGACAUAUUAAUUACCUUCUGUAUCAAAGUGUCGAGUGCCAUCAAACCGGUACUCCCUUCGAUAUAUUUUAAUAUGGACCUAGCGAUUGUCGGCUGUCCGGCCAUCACCAUUUACCUCGGAAAGGUUAGAAAAAUGCAAGUUGUAAACCUUAGGAAAAUCGAUAAUGAUCUAUCGAUUGUAAUUGUGGGAUACUCUACGAAUGGGGGUUAAGUUGCUCCGACUGCAACUGGGCUCGGAAUGAAGAUUGUAAAGUUGUUUCUUCGUAGACAGGACCACCGACGUACGCGCUUGACAGGAAGUGGAACGUGUAACAGAUACGAUAACUUUUUUCAAGAAGGGUAACAAAGAUCUCCAUCGUUAGAGCAACGGUUGACAGGAAGGUGAGAGUUAUCUUGUCAUUGACAGAUCGCUUCUGCCUGAUCGUGUUGCCUAUUUAUGUUUAUCUAAUCACUGACCGAAGCUUUUUUUCUCCCAGCAGUUUUGCAUCCGACUAUCUGCAGACGUACUGUACGUAUGAAUAUUUAACACCGUAACUCGAUACAUCAGAUUUCGAAUGGCGUGCUUAUCUGGCGUAAAAUCCCAUUUAUUACGUUGUGUAAUAAUUAUGAAUUACUUUAAUUACCGUUAACGGGAUCCAAAAAAUUAAGAUAUCAAAAAAAUGCCAUUAGUGAUUGCCGAAGCCGACAGAU